Molecule: messenger RNA, 783 nt
Organism: Chilo suppressalis (striped riceborer)
Lineage: Eukaryota; Metazoa; Arthropoda; Insecta; Lepidoptera; Crambidae
Source: the annotation of a GenBank genome assembly
AUGACUGCGGCUGAUAAUGAAUAUCCGAAGGCAUCAAAUGCCACCUUGAUUGGAGCCAGUAUAACAUAUGUGGCAGGCCUGUUUUUGCUGCUAUCGUUUGCGGGCCCUUAUUGGAUAGAGUCAUAUCCUGAAAUGUUUUCAUCUUUUAAACACAUGGGCUUAUGGGAGUAUUGCUUUGACCGUUUCCGAUUUCCUUCCUAUCAAUUUGACAAAUUAUUCCAUGGAUGUCAUUAUAUAUUUAGUCAGGAGUACUAUGUCAUUCGUGAAUGGUUAUUGCCAGGCUGGUUGAUGAGUGUACAAGCAUUUGUAACACUUGCUCUCAUACUAUCUUUCACUGCCCAGAUCCUUCUUGCAUGUGUGAUUGUAAGGUGGCCUUUGCGUCCAGUGUUGCGUUAUGAAUGGAUAUUUGUUACAAUUUCAUUUAUAAUAGUGACUUUAUCCAGUGGCUUCUUAUUUCUGGCUGUAGCAAUAUUUGGUGGUAACUGCUAUCGUCGUGACUGGCUACUUUAUCCUUCAUUUAAUGUUUUGUCUUGGUCUUAUGCAUUUGCUGUAAUUGCCUUCAUAUUGUUUGGUGCUGCUGCCAUUCUUCUUUACCUUGAAUCACGCAAGUUGUAUGAGUUACGUCUUGAAGCAAGAAAUCUAGUUGCACAAAUGCAGCAUAGUCAGCCUGAACAUGCAUUGCAUCAACUUCGAGAUCAGCUGCAGCAGCAACGUGGAAUAGGUGAGCAUAAUUAUAAAAUAUGGAUUGAAUCUCAACAAGCACUUCAAGCAUACGCAACAUGA